CUGCUGCAUCGCGCUUGCGAUGUCAACGCGUCUGAACCGCACGAACUUUGCAAGGAACGCGUCGUCAGUCGAACGGUAGCCGCGAAACGCGGCAGUCUACUCACCCCCUUAUUCACCUCGCAAAUAUUUUCGAAUCCGCGCGCGAAAUUCAAAUAAAGAAUGUAUUGGUUGUGGUUCCUGUGUAUCGAAUGAAAAAAAAUAAGAUUAUUUUUUAAUGUAGCAAAGAGGUUAGUUAUGUAUUUGUUUUGACAGUGUUGUGAAUGUGAUUUUUUUGGUAGCGGACUUCUGAAGUUCAGACUGGUUUUGUUUUGAAAGGAGUAUAAGAUACGGCUCCAAGAUGUACGGGCUACUCCUCGAGAACAUGGCGGAGUACAUCCGGCAGACCUACGGGGAGGAACGCUGGGAGGACAUCCGGAGACAGGCGGGGGUGGAGCAGCCAUCCUUCUCCGUCCACCAGGUCUACCCGGAGAACCUCAUUACCAGGCUCGCUAAGAAGGCUCAGGAGGUACUGGGUAUGACAGAACGUGAAUUCAUGGACCAAAUGGGAGUAUAUUUCGUCGGAUUUGUCUCACAAUAUGGAUACGACAGAGUUUUAUCAGUCCUCGGAAGACAUAUGAGAGAUUUCCUCAACGGCCUAGACAAUCUUCAUGAGUAUUUAAAAUUCAGUUAUCCGAGAAUGAGAGCACCCAGCUUUAUAUGCGAAAAUGAGACCAGACAAGGAUUGACGUUGCAUUAUAGGUCAAAACGAAGAGGUUUUGUUUAUUACGCUAUGGGACAAAUUAGAGAGGUAGCCCGCCAUUUUUAUCACAAGGAAAUGCGAAUAGAGUUAUUACGGGAAGAGUUACUAUUCGACACGGUUCAUGUAACUUUUCAACUGACUUUUGACAAUCGGGCGUUCACACUCGCUUCUUUGGCUAUGACCAGAGAAGAAAAACAUUUGCCUAUCAGUGCUUCGGUGUUAUUUGAAAUAUUCCCUUUUUGCAUCGUAUUCGGAUCGGACAUGGUAGUGAGAAGUAUCGGGAACUCCUUGAUGGUAAUAUUGCCGGAUUUAGUAGGAAAGAAAAUAACCAACUGGUUUGAUCUGGUGCGGCCGCUUAUAGCUUUCAAAUUCCAAACUAUCCUGAACCGCACCAACAAUAUCUUCGAGCUGGUGACUGUGGAGGCCGUUAUGCAUGAGAAGGCUCCUGACAAACGUAACGAACUGUUAAGACUAUCUGAUGAAACUGAGGCAGCUACUGAUAAGAACCUUAGGCUUAAAGGUCAAAUGAUCUAUAUGGAUAACUGGCGAAUGAUGAUGUACCUGGGAACUCCUGUGAUGCCUGACCUCGCUGCUCUAGUGUCUACCGGGCUUUAUAUCAACGAUCUGUCUAUGCAUGACUUUAGCAGAGACUUGAUGCUCGCCGGAACACAGCAGUCAGUGGAGCUAAAACUAGCGUUAGACCAAGAACAGCAGAAGAGUAAGAAGUUAGAAGAGUCCAUGAGGAAACUGGACGAAGAAAUGAAGAGGACUGACGAGCUGUUGUACCAGAUGAUACCGAAGCAGGUGGCUGACAGGCUGAGGAAUGGAGAGAACCCUAUAGACACUUGUGAGAUGUUCGACAGCGUCUCGAUCCUGUUCUCGGACGUGGUGACCUUCACGGAGAUCUGUUCCCGCAUCACGCCCAUGGAGGUGGUCUCCAUGCUCAACGCCAUGUACUCCAUAUUCGACACCCUGACUGAGAGGAACAGGGUUUAUAAAGUAGAAACAAUAGGUGACGCCUACAUGGUGGUGUCAGGGGCUCCGGAGAAAGAGGACAAUCAUGCUGAGAAGGUGUGUGACAUGGCGUUGGAUAUGGUGGAUGCUAUCACUGAUUUGAAAGAUCCUAGCACCGGAUCUCAUCUAUCAAUCAGAGUAGGAGUACAUUCAGGGGCAGUGGUAGCUGGUAUAGUAGGCCUGAAGAUGCCUCGAUACUGUCUGUUCGGAGACUCGGUGAACACUGCCUCAAGAAUGGAGUCCACAUCAGAAGCCAUGAGGAUACACAUCUCGCAGACCACGCAGGAACUGCUCUCUCCUUCCUACAUGGUGACGGAGAGGGGAGAGAUACAGGUCAAAGGAAAAGGUGCAAUGAAAACAUACUGGCUGGAAGGUCGCGAGUCUCGACCCUCACUCACGAAGGUCAUAUCACCACAACUCACCUCAGGCACCGAACUAGAAUGGGAGAAAGCUGCUGACGUCAGAGACAGCAUCGCAGAACAUUCAGCGCAACAAAUGAAUAACAAAGAAGCCCAAAAUAACAGUAGAAUCCAAAAUUCAGAAAAUCACCUUCCAAACGCCGUGAAUUCCGGACCUAAUUCUCUAGUGAAUAGUUCUGGGAACUUGAUGGCAGUACAGAACACGGUUGUGAGGAACUCCCAGAUCUCGAAUACUCCUAAAACGACGAUGACGUCACCGGUGGAAGACAGGCGGAUGUAUUCUCCUGUGACCUUCCAAGAUGUAGCUAGGAGGAGUAUAGCUAACUCGCCUAAUAGGACUGAGAGAGAAAGAGAAUCCAGAUCAAACUCAACAAGUGUAGCUGGAAUGUGGACGGACGCUGAAUCUGUGGACCCACAAAGAACUAUUGACAGUCUCAAUUCAUCAAUAUGUUACAGUUCAACGUCACCUUGCAGAGUUGACACUGCGCCACAACCCAAAGACCGGGACAUUGGCAAUUUGACGGAAGGGAUGUCGUUAGAUAGCCCUCGGCUAACGUUCGGAUGCUUCACGCUAAUCCAACAGUGCGUCGCGAGGAUCUCACCUUCGAGAUCAGCUCCUCCUGCAAUCGGUGACUCGUACUCCACGCUCAGAGCUGACACUGCUUCUUCACUCACAGCCAAGCAUAGUGGCGAUGAAAUAGAAACAGACACCGAGUACCAGGACGCCCACAACGAUAUGAAUCAAGUACCUCACAUUUGCACUCAAGAUUUAGCUGAAAAUCAUCCAAAACCAGGCAAAGUUGGGAGGUUUAAGGCGCGAAUAGCUCCUGGGCAUAACAAAAGCUGUUCAUUUAAUAAACAGGUUCCCAGAGAUUUCUCUAAUAAAGAGAAACAGCAGCUCCAACAAGGGAAUGUGCACCCACAUGGACACCACCAUACAAAGAAUGUGAACCACCAUCAAUGCUGUGGGGCGUUCGGAAACCCUCACGUGAGACAUAAAAAUAAUUCAAGUUGUAAUCUUGUUUAAAGUUUAAAUAGUUUUUUAAUUCACCUGUUUUGUCCUCUGACAAGCUAAAGCACAAAUCACUUUUGUGUACAGAUGUUUUUAUUACGAAAAGCGGGUAAGUCUUACUUGUGUGUAUGAAUAUACAUGCACAUUAUCUUUGUAUGCGUAAGCUCGGAAGCGCUUAGUAGUGGCCGACUAGCCGAGUCACACAUAAAGACGUGAGUAUUUACAUUUACGCACACAGGUUUGGCUCACCCGCUUUCGUGAGUUAAAACGUCUAUACCGUGUAUUAUUUUUGUUGUAAUUACUUCUAUUAGUCAUUUAAAGGUUGUAAAGGUUAUUAAUUAUUAUCUCAUAAGUCUUUCAUAAAGCAUAUCUACGUUGUCAGGAGAGGGUGAAACGGGUUACUAGUUAAUAUCAAAAUCGGAAUGGUUUACAAAUAUCAGUAUUUUUAACAGAACAAUUCCUAUUGACUAUCUCGGCCUACGUAUAUGUAUCGUUUUGAAAACCUAUUUACAAAUUCACUCUAGUCCAUAAAACAAGUUUUAUUUUGCAUAAUUGGUAUAUUUAGAUAUAGAAGACAUUAUUGUUGUACUUAAUUGUUUUUGUAAGGAUCAAAAUAUGUAUAAUACAUGCGAAUACUCUUUAUCCACCAUGUUUUGGUUUAAAUAUUAAUCAGAAAAUUAUGUUACGAGCUCAAAAGUUGGUGGAACAUUGUUAGAGUUAAAAAAUAUUAAACUUUUUUAGUAUUUAAUAGAUCUCAGACGAAUACAUCCCAAAAAUAAUUCCAAAGAUUACUAUUAAAAGAAAAGAGAACAAGUUACGAGCUUUACAAGAUGACAAUAGAAACUAAACAUAAAAAAAUAGUUUAAAAAAUUAUAUCAAAAUAUUUGACGCUGUCAAACGGCGGUUUUGAAGUAAGGAGAAAAUAGAUGAUUUACCAUAAACGUAUUGAUUAUAGAAUAUAUUUUCUUGUACACGAAGCAAAGACGAUAUUUUUAUUGUAUCUUUAUUGUAUGUACUUAGAUAGAAUGUUACUUAGUAAAACCUCAAAAGGUAUUUUCGUCUCUUAGAAUUUAAGGGGCGUAGCAGGCUUAUGUACCUUUUAGCACGUUUUUAUAAAUGUGUAGAAAAUUAUCUAGUACCAGUAUUAAUAAUUCUUUUUAGCAAAGCACAAGUAGUUUUUAAUACUUAUUUGUUAAUUGGAUACUUAUCAAAAUUGACGUUAUAACGAAUUAACUAAUAAAAAAUAACGUCAUGGACGUCACCCUUUUUAAUGUUUUUUUUCGUAAUUUUAUAUUUAUAAUGCUUGGGAAAUUCUCAUAGUUUUUACCUAAAAUUGUAUACGAUUUGCUGUUAAAAUUUGUUAAAUAUUUAUGUUACAAUAUAAUUUAAGGUUUCGUUUUAAUUGGUAAGUUACAUUUUACCUACACUAAAUACUCACUUUUUUGUAAAUAUUGUACUUAUCCCCGCUACGCCCUCACUAGGCACAAAUUUAUUUGAUUAAUUAAUGAAUAAAACCUUUAUUUUAGGAUCACACAAGAGCCGCGAUCAAUGUAGAUUUAUUUGAAGUCAUAAAUUCAAUAAAAAGGUCUAUAUCUAUGUAUUACCUACUUAUGACUCUACGGUCCAAUGUUUCCAUUUUGAAUUUCGAAACAACAUUUUGGAUAUUUUUUUUUGUUUAUCAUAUUACAUUCUUUUUUAUUCCAUUCAUUGGAUGUCCCAAAAAAAAUAUUAGAUACUAAUAACGUCCCAAAAAAUGGUUUAGGUUUUUUAGCAGAUAAUUAUUGCCUUAAUUUGAAAACACAUAUGCAAUAAGUGCGUACAUAAGUAGGUAUGUAAUACAUAGAUAUAGUACAUAAUAUUUUCAAAAAAAAACUUUGUUAUUAUAGCUAAAGUUCACUGCGUAGCUGAGUGUUGUGAGUCAAUUAAAAUAUAUUUAUCUAGUCGUUUUGAGAUUAUUUUCAGAUCAUGUUUCUAUUUUUAUUUUUUGACGUUUUUGUUACCUACUUAUUUUUUAUAUUUUUUUGUUUUCAUAUUUUAUGAAGUUGUACAUAUUAUUAAGUACUUAAUAUUAAUUUUAACAAAAUAGGAAUAUAAGAUUAUUUAUUUAUCACGCAAAAAGUAUAUUCACUACGUUUUUAAAGAGCUACAAAAAACCU
Helicoverpa armigera (cotton bollworm) is the source of this 5340-nucleotide messenger RNA. It is a transcript of the gene Gyc88E, whose product is annotated as soluble guanylate cyclase 88E. The transcript has 16 exons. Gene Ontology annotation, molecular function: heme binding; nitric oxide binding; guanylate cyclase activity. Gene Ontology annotation, cellular component: guanylate cyclase complex, soluble. The coding region runs from base 338 to 3199 and encodes 953 amino acids. NCBI's taxonomy places the organism in Eukaryota, Metazoa, Arthropoda, Insecta, Lepidoptera, Noctuidae. Gene Ontology annotation, biological process: cGMP biosynthetic process; nitric oxide-cGMP-mediated signaling; response to oxygen levels. The record is from RefSeq and is a predicted model, not a curated record.